AUGCCACAACUUCGAAGUGGAGCAAGGAGAUCAAAACGGCUUGGUGAUCUUCAGCCUGCCACUCAACCAAUCAAUCAAGCAGAAAACACCGCCCCACCAACCCAAACCAGACCUAGAAGAAAGACUGGUGGUGGUGGUGGUGGAAGGGGAAGAGGCGGUGAUGCUGCAGGUGUAGCCAAAGGGCCUGUAGCGGCAUUACCAGUGAGGCCAACUGUUGGUGGUAGAGGUAGAGGUGUUCGGUUGAUUGAUUUGGACCCUGAACCUCCUUGUGAUAUUAUCCCUGAAGCUCCAAUUAGACUAGACACAGUUGCAGAUAAAGACAUUGCCAUGGAAGGUGGAAGUGGUGGUGCUGAUAAAGUUAUGGGUGUUGAGGAAGAAGGCAACUCAACUCCUGUUCCCGAAAGGGUACAAGUGGGAAAUUCUCCUAUAUAUAAGGUGGAAAGAAAGUUGGGGAAAGGUGGUUUUGGACAGGUUUAUGUUGGGAGGAGGUUAAGUGGUGGAACAGAAAGAACAGGGCCAGAUGCAGUUGAGGUAGCAUUAAAGUUUGAGCAUCGCAAUAGUAAAGGUUGCAACUAUGGUCCUCCUUAUGAGUGGCAAGUUUACAGCUCAUUGAAUGGAUGUUAUGGGAUUCCAUGGGUUCACUACAAGGGUCGACAAGGUGACUUUUACAUUCUGGUCAUGGACAUUCUUGGACCAAGUCUUUGGGAUGUUUGGAACUCUUUAGGCCAAUCAAUGUCACCAAGUAUGGUGGCUUGCAUUGCUGUUGAGUCGAUAUCAAUUCUUGAGAAGCUUCACUCAAAAGGGUUUGUUCAUGGAGAUGUGAAGCCAGAAAACUUCUUACUUGGUCAACCAGGAACUGUGGAUGAAAAGAAACUAUAUCUUAUCGACCUUGGUUUAGCAUCAAAAUGGAAAGAUUCAACUUCUAGUCAACACGUUGAGUAUGAUCAACGACCAGAUAUAUUUAGGGGGACAAUAAGAUAUGCAAGUGUGCAUGCACAUUUAGGUCGAACAGGAAGUAGAAGAGAUGACCUUGAGUCACUUGCAUACACAUUAAUAUUUCUCAUUAAAGGAAGGUUACCAUGGCAAGGUUACCAGGGAGACAACAAGAGUUUUCUUGUUUGUAAAAAGAAAAUGGCAACAUCACCCGAGUUGAUGUGUUGUUUUUGUCCUGCACCAUUUAAACAUUUUCUUGAAGCUGUUACAAAUAUGAAAUUUGAUGAAGAGCCAAAUUAUUCUAAAUUAAUUUCUUUAUUUGAGAGCCUUAUUGAACCCGUUACAUCACUACGACCAAUCAGAAUCGAUGGGGCACUCAAGGUGGGACAAAAAAGGGGAAGAUUGCUUAUUAAUUUAGAAGAAGAUGAACAACCAAAAAAGAAAGUAAGAUUAGGUAGUCCUGCUACACAAUGGAUUUCUGUUUACAAUGCACGUCGCCCAAUGAAACAAAGAUAUCAUUAUAAUGUAGCUGAUGCGAGACUUGUUCAACAUGUGGAUAAGGGUAAUGAAGAUGGUCUAUACAUCAGCUGUGUGGCUUCAGCUUCAAAUCUUUGGGCUUUAAUUAUGGACGCAGGAACAGGAUUCUGUUCCCAAGUUUAUGAAGUUUCUCCUGUCUUUCUUCACAAGGACUGGAUUAUGGAACAGUGGGAGAAGAAUUUUUACAUCAGUUCAAUAGCUGGGGCUGCUAAUGGAAGCUCAUUGGUUGUCAUGUCUAAAGGAACGCCAUACACUCAACAAUCAUACAAAGUGAGUGAAUCGUUUCCAUUCAAAUGGAUUAGCAAAAAAUGGAAAGAAGGAUUCCAUGUGACUUCCAUGACGACAGCUGGCAGUCGUUGGGGUGUUGUCAUGUCAAGAAACGCAGGGUUCUCUGAACAGGUUGUGGAGCUUGAUUUUCUUUACCCAAGUGAAGGAAUACACCGUAGAUGGGAAAGUGGGUACAGGAUAACAUCUAUGGCUGCCACACCUGAUCAAGCUGCUUUUAUUUUGAGUAUCCCAAGGCGUAAAAUGAUGGAUGAGACUCAAGAAACUUUAAGAACAUCUGCCUUCCCUAGCACUCAUGUCAAGGAAAAAUGGUCGAAAAACCUCUACAUCGCAUCCAUGUGUUAUGGUCGAACUGUUUGCUGAAAAACUGAGAAAAUCCAAACGAACAAAAAAAGUUGGAAUUAUGUAAAGAUGUUGGUGUUAAUGUUAUGUUGAGAUGUAAAAUCGAAAUAGAGACAAUAAUGACAAAGAAAAAAGGGAUUGAAGUUUAAAAAAAGAUAGAAGAAACAAAGAGAAAUGUAUGUCGAAUAUGAGGGUGGUGAUGAAUGUGAACAUUUUGACUUUGGUCAAUGUCAUGUUGGUCACUAUUGUGUACCCUUUCAAGAUUUUUAUCAAUCGAGAAAAUGAAAUCUCUUAUGUAUUUUAUCGGUUUUUGGUUAGCUAUUUUUUGUUUGAGUUGAAUGUGUAUUCAACAAUAUGUUCAAAACAGGAAUCUGACUGAUUAGCAAAGAGCCUAUAAGAAUUCAAACAAUCACAUCAUUCCUUUUUAGAAUACACAAAUUGAAAGAAAUCGAU
Lactuca saligna is the source of this 2550-nucleotide messenger RNA. The record is from the annotation of a GenBank genome assembly. NCBI's taxonomy places the organism in Eukaryota, Viridiplantae, Streptophyta, Magnoliopsida, Asterales, Asteraceae.